AGUCGAAUCAAAACCAGCUUAAUCGAACCAAUACUAAAGUGAGGCCAAUCUAAAGUUCUAUUUUUAUCGAAUAACUCAGUCUGUAGUUAGUUAAUGAAAUGUAUUUGAUGUCUCUAAACCACCUCAUUCUUCAUCUCUCUCUACCAACCAUCUCAUUCUUCAUCUCUCUAUACCAACCACCUCAUUCUUCAUCUCUCUAUACCAACCACCUCAUUCUUCAUCUCUCUAUACCAACCACCUCAUUCUUCAUCUCUCUAUACCAACCACCUCAUUCUUCAUCUCUCUAUACCAACCACCUCAUUCUUCAUCUCUCUCUACCAACCAUCUCAUUCUUCAUCUCUCUAUACCAACCACCUCAUUCUUCAUCUCUCUAUACCAACCACCUCAUUCUUUAUCUUUCAAUACCAACCACCUCAUUCUUCAUCUUUCUAUACCAACCACCUCAUUUUUCAUCUUUCUAUACCAACCACCUCAUUCUUCAUCUCUCUAUACCAACCACCUCAUUCUUCAUCUUUCUAUACCAACCACCUCAUUCUUCACCUCUCUAUGCCAACCACCUCAUUCUUCAUCUCUCUAUACCAACCAGCUCAUUCUACAUCUCUCUAUACCAACCACCUCAUUCUUCAUCUCUCUAUACCAACCACCUCAUUCUUCAUCUCUCUAUACCAACCACCUCGUUCUUCAUCUCUCUAUACCAACCACCUCAUUCUUCAUCUCUCUAUACCAACCACCUCAUUCUUCAUCUCUUUAUACCAACCACCUCAUCUUCAUCUCUCUAUACCAACCACCUCAUUCUUCAUCUCUCUAUACCAACCACGUCAUUCUUCAUCUCUCUAUACCAACCACGUCAUUCUUCAUCUCUCUAUAUCAACCACCUCAUUCUUCAUCUCUCUAUAUCAACCACCUCAUUCUUCAUCUCUCUAUACCAAUCACCUCAUUCUUUAUCACUCUAUACCAACCACCUCAUUCUUCAUCCCUCUAUACUAACCACCUCAUUCUUCAUCUCUCUAUACCAACCACCUCAUUCUUCAUCUCUCUAUACCAACCACGUCAUUCUUCAUCUCUCUAUACCAACCACCUCAUUCUUCAUCUCUCUAUACCAACCACCUCAUUCUUCAUCUUUCUAUACCAACCACCUCAUUCUUUAUCUCUCUAUACCAACCACCUCAUCCCCCCUCUCUCUAUACCAACAACAUCAUUCUUCCCAUUGUCCCUCCCUUUAUACCAAACACCUGGGAAAGAUUUUUGACUAAGUGGCAAAU
Dendronephthya gigantea is the source of this 1262-nucleotide messenger RNA. RefSeq lists its product as uncharacterized. The transcript has a single exon. NCBI's taxonomy places the organism in Eukaryota, Metazoa, Cnidaria, Anthozoa, Malacalcyonacea, Nephtheidae. Bases 99 to 1253 code for a protein of 384 amino acids. The record is from RefSeq and is a predicted model, not a curated record.